UACCGUACACCAGAUGGAGGUUGUAACAAUAUCGAGCAUCCACAGUGGGGUAAAGCUGAAGCAACUUUCAUUAGACAGAUGGACAAUGCUUAUGAUGAUGGUAAUUUACCUCGGACGAAGGGUAAAGAUGGUGGCGCCCUACCGAGCCCCAGGAAAGUCAGCACCAGUGUCCAUUAUUACGACCCCUUGACACCCCCAGAUAACAGAUGGACUGUGAUGUUUAUGCAGUGGGGCCAGUUUCUAGAUCACGAUCUAACUGCUACCCCUCUAGAUCCUAGUAAGUAUUCAAAUUGUACAUGUUUUCCUAUCGUUGUACCAGCCGAUGACUCUUACUUCAAUAUGUCCUGUUUGGACUUUAAAAGAUCCUUGAAUGCUGCGACAACUGGCAAUCGUGAACAGCAAAAUGCUAUCACGGCUUUCGUCGAUGGAUCACAGGUCUAUGGUAGUUCAGUAGAGGAACAGGCUGAUUUGAGAAGUUUUGUUAAUGGUAAUAUCGCACAGUUGAGGGCACCGUCCGUCUUAAUUAGCGCAAUCGGAUGCAGACAAUUUCACCGUUUAUUAAAACUGUUUAAUUUUACAGGUGAUCAUAGAGUGAACGUCUUUGUUGGCUUAGGGGCUCUUCAUACAGCUUUCCUUAGAUUCCAUAACCAAUUAGCUACCAGGUUUGCUGAAGCCAAACCAGAUUGGACUGAUGAACAGAUCUUCCAAGAGUCCAAGAAAAUAGUCUCUGCCGUUCUUCAACAUAUCACUUACACUGAAUACUUACCAGAAGUUCUAGGUCUGGAAGGUUGGCAAAGAUAUAACCUUCAUGAUGUCGACUACAACUACGAUAGCAGUAUAAACCCAGGUAUCUUCCAAGCCUUCGCUACAGCAGCUUUUAGAUUUGGACAUUCUACCAUCGUCAAGAACCUCAUGAUUGGCGAUACAGACUAUAACACCGAGGACCUGUUCCUUCGUCCACAUUAUGUUGUACAUUAUCUGAGAGAGAUCGUCCAGUCGUUGAUAGCCCAUCCUAGUGAACUCAGAGAUAGGUUCUUUGUGGAAGCUAUAACCAACAAGUUGUUUUUACAUGAAGGAUUAUCGACUGAUCUGAUAGCUUUAAAUAUCAACCGAGGUCGGGACCAUGGGCUACCCAGUUACAAUGAUUUCAGAGCAACUGUUUGUAAUCUACCACGAGUUACUUCGUUCGAUUCUCGUCAGUUCAGAAAUUAUGGAAAUCUUCUUGCCAGCGUGUAUGAUGAUGUAGAUGAUGUUGAUCUGUUUACUGGAGGAAUUGCCGAGGUCAACGUUGACGAUGGCACUCUGGGAGCUACAUUCAGUUGUAUUAUUGGUAAACAAUUCGAGAACCUGAAAUUUGGAGAUAGUUUCUGGUAUGAGACCAAAGACAGCCGCCGUGGAUUCAAACCAGAACAAGUCGCGGAAAUCAAGAAGAUAUUCUUAUCUCGAGUUUUGUGUGAUACCGUCCACGAUUUUAAUAGAAUUCAACCGUUUGUUAUGAUACCACGUCGUCUUGUAAAGUAA
Lottia gigantea (owl limpet) is the source of this 1521-nucleotide messenger RNA. RefSeq lists its product as hypothetical. Gene Ontology annotation, biological process: response to oxidative stress. The record is from RefSeq and is a predicted model, not a curated record. The transcript is spliced from 9 exons. NCBI's taxonomy places the organism in Eukaryota, Metazoa, Mollusca, Gastropoda, Lottiidae. Gene Ontology annotation, molecular function: heme binding; peroxidase activity. The annotation marks the transcript as partial.